Messenger RNA from Symbiodinium sp. CCMP2592, 1647 nucleotides. The record is from the annotation of a GenBank genome assembly. NCBI's taxonomy places the organism in Eukaryota, Dinophyceae, Suessiales, Symbiodiniaceae.
AUGUGGCUGCCCAAAGAGGUCCGGGGACCGGCUGAGCGGCAUCACGGUCACGGGCUGGCGUUCUGCGCCUGGCGCCGGCGAAUCCGGCACCAGCGGAACGUUCAGGGCGUCCUCCUGAAGGAGCGUGGUGAGCUUUCCGACAUGCUGAAUGUGUGGUUGACUUCUGGAGAAAUGUUGGCAGAGUUCCCCGUGCAUGGGCUGACAGAUGUAAAGUCCCUGAAGCAGGAUUUGCGGAGGAAGUGUGGAGUGGCGCGAUUCAGGCAGCGGCUUCUGAAUGCUGGGGUCCUUAUGGAGGAUAGCACCAGGCUUGUAUCAGCGAUGGAUGUGCAGCUUAUCUUGCUUCCCUUCAUCAGUGCCUCGGCAGACCAGCGCGAUGAGCUCAUCGAGAGCAUCUACGAAGAUGCUGUGACCCAUGUUGAGGAGAUCUUACAGCGACCCCAGGAUCCCGACCUGACGGCUAGUGAAAGCGAGAACCCCUUGAUGCUGCCCAUCGUCUUUGCUGCCAGUCUAGGCCACACUGAAAUUGUGCGGCUAUUGGCUGAGGCCGAGGCGGAUAUAAAUGAACUCGGAGGCCAUGGACAUCCUGAUCACUAUCAAGAAUCCGCCACGGCUCUCAUAAAGGCCUGUGAGCACGGUCACUUGGAAACUUCUCGUGCGCUCUUGGAGCUUGGGGCCUUUGUGGAUGAAUAUGAAGGGGCCGAGUGUGCGACAGCUCUGAUCCGUGCGGGUGAGCAAGGGCACGUGAACGUCGUGCGCUUGCUCCUAGCGGCUCAAGCACAGGUCAACCAGCAACAGCGACGUGGCAGGACGGCUCUUGUCUGCGCGUGCUUCCGAAACCAUCUGGAAACUGCCCGGGUGCUGGUGGAGUUCGAGGCUGACGUGAAUGUUCCGGACAACCUCGGCAUGACUGCAUUGGGUUGGACAUCUGGCGCAGGCCAUGCAGAAGUCGUGCGCCUGCUGCUCCGAGCCAGAGCCGCCCCUGAACUGGAAAGUGAUGUCGGCCUUACAGCUGCUAUGUGCGCAUCCAUGCGGGGCCAUUCGGAUAUCGCAGGGCUUCUUCUUAAGGUUUGCGAUGCCUCCAACCGUGCUCCGAUGAAGGCAGCCGCAAUUGCUGCCGCGUCUCUCAUGGGCCAAACACGGACCGUACAGUUCUUACUGGAUGCGAGAGCAGGAACGGACGUGCCAGACGGCGGAAGAUGUGUUGCUGUCAUCUGCGCUGCAGCGUCUGGUCAUGUGGAAACAGUCCGGAUUCUCUCGCAGGUCGGUGGGCGUGCGACCCGCCAGUACACUGAUGACACCUUGGCGUUAUUGAGCGCAGCUGAUCGAGGCAACGUAGCGUUGGCAUGUGUAUUGCUCGAAAAUGGGCUCUCGAUGCACGCAGGCCAUGCUGGGCUUCAAGCCCUCGUCUCUGCGUCUAUCAAUGGGCAUGAAGAAAUGGUGGCGCUGCUCCUGCAGGCCAAGGCUGGCGAAGAUGUUGUCACUGACGGCGUCCGAGCGGCAAUCGCGUGCCUCUGCGCCGCAAGCCAAGAUCAUCGAGGGCUCGGGGCAUGGCUCAUUGAGACGCACAGCAUUGUGCGUGGAGAGAUGGUGGGCAACGAGUGGCCGAAGUUGUGCCGCUUCUUAAAUCCUGCAAGCCACGUGUGCUGA